Molecule: messenger RNA, 1296 nt
Organism: Lethenteron reissneri (Far Eastern brook lamprey)
Lineage: Eukaryota; Metazoa; Chordata; Hyperoartia; Petromyzontiformes; Petromyzontidae
Product: pancreatic progenitor cell differentiation and proliferation factor-like
Biological process (GO): multicellular organism development; cell differentiation
Source: RefSeq, a predicted model, not a curated record
AGUGAUAACCGCGAUCAGUAGGGGAUGAGACAGUGAGACAGUGAAGACAGUGCACCUCGCCUGAGUGUCCGCCCCGCAGGCGCUGUGUGCUUGCCGAGGAAGACGGCCCCGGAGCGGAGGGGGGGAGGAGUCGGAGGGGGGCACAGCGGCGACAGUGGCGACGAUGGCCUCCAUCCCCGUGGGCAGCCUCGUGGCCAAGAACGACUACUACCGGAAGCGUCUGGGUUCCGCUUCCAGCGUGUCGUCCUGUGGCUCCACCAGCAGCAACGAACAUCUGGAGGGCGCUCAGCACCCUCACCACCACCAUCACCCCGGCCUGCCCAGCCAUUCCCCUGGUAACUGGUGGCUUGGCUUCUUCUUCAACAAGAACCCCCCCCUCACCCCCCCCACCACCACCUCCUCCACCCCCCCCACCACCUCCUCCACCCCCCCCACCACCUCCUCCACCACCUCCGGCCACCACGGGACCCCCUUGGAAUCGUCGGAGUUAGUCCCGACCUCCCAGCAGCCCCCCAUUCUAGCGGGGCUCACUGAGCGCUGGGGUGCCGCCCCCCCUGAAGAGGAGGCGGGGGCAGUGGGGGCAGCGGAAGCAAUGGGGGGGGCAGUGGGGGGGGCAUCCCCCCCCGGACUGCUGGCGGGGUUCACGUCACGCAUCAGCGCUCACGUGGUGCCACGCCGCGGGUCCGCAGCCACGGACGCCCUGCAUGGCGCCGCUGACCUCGAGAUGACCUCUGCCACGGCCAUGAUGGCCGCCCUGGCACCAGCGGGCAACCUCACCCAAUCCGACGGCAGCCACCCUGGGCCCUGACCCAUGAAUCGCUCUACCCAUCUCCUGGGCCCUGGACCCUGAAUCGCUCUACCCAUUUCCUGGGCCCUGACCCAUGAAUCGCUCUACCCAUCUCCUGGGCCCUGGACCCUGAAUCACUCUACCCAUCUCCUGGGCCCUGACCCAUGAAUCGCUCUACCCAUCUCCUGGGCCCUGGACCCUGAAUCACUCUACCCAUCUCCUGGGCCCUGGACCCUGAAUCACUCUACCCAUCUCCUGGGCCCUGGACCCUGAAUCGCUCUACCCAUCUCCUGGGCCCUGGACCCUGAAUCACUCUACCCAUCUCCUGGGCCCUGGACUCUGAAUCACUCUACCCAUCUCCUGGGCCCUGACCCAUGAAUCGCUCUACCCAUCUCCUGGGCCCUGGACCCUGAAUCACUCUACCCAUCUCCUGGGCCCUGGACCCUGAAUCACUCUACCCAUCUCCUGGGCCCUGACCCAUGAAUCGCUCGACCCAUCUCCUGGGCCCU